UUCUCUGGAUUGUUAAUGGCCAACGAAAGACACUCCUUUCAAGUCAAUCGCUCCCUUCCCCACGGACAUUGCGGAUCACCUCACGAUUUUUUCCCCCGACCUACCCAUCUUUUUCUCUCCCCUUUCAGAUUUCUUGAACAAUUCAAACAAACCCCAUUUUUGCUGUCUAAAGCUCCAAGAACAUGAAGCCUGAUGAAAAUGAAGCAGGUAAAGAACCAGCUGAAGAGAAAAAGGAAGGCGAGAGUCUGCCAAGACAUGCGAGCGAGUCUUCUGUCGCUCCAACUGAGGAUGACGACGAUGACGAGGGAACCAAAUUAGAGCUGGGGCCUAAAUGCUCUCUUAAAGAUCAGCUUGAGAAAGAUAAGGAUGAUGAGAGUCUAAGGCGAUGGAAGGAACAACUUCUUGGCAGCGUGGAUAUGGAAAAUGUUGGAGAAACUCUUGAACCUGAAGUGAAAGUUCUUAGUCUGUCAAUCAUUUCUCCUGGAAGAGAUGACAUUGUUCUUCCUAUUCCUGAGGACGGAAACCCAAAAGGCUUAUGGUUUACUCUUAAAGAAGGUAGCCAUUACCGUUUGAAAUUUGCCUUCCAAGUCAGCAACAAUAUUGUGUCUGGGUUUAAAUACACCAAUACCGUCUGGAAGACUGGCAUGAAGGUGGACAGCGCAAAAGAGAUGUUGGGAACUUUCAGCCCUCAGGCAGAGCCCUACACACAUGAGAUGCCGGAAGAAACCACACCCUCUGGGAUGUUUGCUAGAGGACAAUAUUCUGCGAAAUCGAGGUUUGUUGAUGAUGAUAACAAAUGUCACUUGGAGAUCAACUAUACCUUUGACAUCCGGAAGGAAUGGGCUUCACCAUAGAUGGAGAGCUUCCCCAAUUUUCCCCACUAACUCUCCUUCAAUCUGUCAUAUACUAGCUUCUGUUUGACUGAUUUAAGAAAGUCGGAAGUACAUUUUAUCUUUUUUUUUUUUUUUAAAGGUUGAACAAUAAUAUUCAUAUGUUCAAAUUUUAAAUGCAAAGCAAACUUUGGGCUAAAGCAAAAAUGUCGUACUUCAGUUAAAAUAAUAAACUG
This is a messenger RNA of Neltuma alba, 1066 nucleotides long. Its product is annotated as rho GDP-dissociation inhibitor 1-like. The coding region runs from base 183 to 854 and encodes 223 amino acids. Lineage: Eukaryota; Viridiplantae; Streptophyta; Magnoliopsida; Fabales; Fabaceae. The transcript is spliced from 6 exons. The record is from RefSeq and is a predicted model, not a curated record. Gene Ontology annotation, cellular component: cytosol; cytoplasm; membrane. Gene Ontology annotation, molecular function: protein binding; Rho GDP-dissociation inhibitor activity. Gene Ontology annotation, biological process: Rho protein signal transduction.